This is a messenger RNA of Oreochromis niloticus (Nile tilapia), 3910 nucleotides long. Its product is annotated as protein shisa-like-2A. The record is from RefSeq and is a predicted model, not a curated record. The transcript is spliced from 3 exons. The coding region runs from base 283 to 1092 and encodes 269 amino acids. NCBI's taxonomy places the organism in Eukaryota, Metazoa, Chordata, Actinopteri, Cichliformes, Cichlidae.
GCUCCUGAAAAGGACUCUCUGACUUCAGUGUUCUCCAGCCUAAUGUUCAGUUCAAUCUUUGCUUGUGAACCGUCCAGGAUGCACCCCGCCUUUUGCUAAGUCACAGCUGGGAUAGUCCACUAUCACAUUAUAGCACACGUCAUAAAUUGUAAAUGCAAUGAAUGAAACACUGUAUUAAAGUAAGGUUAUGGUCAGGCAACUCUAUCCUUGGACUUCGAGAGAGUCUCCAGAAAAUGAUCGUAAGACCAGUGCCACGUCCUCGAAAGUCACGAAGUCAAGGAUAUGCAUUCUCAUGUUUGCGUGUGUGACUGGAGAGAGAGAGAGAGAGAGGGAGAGGGAGGGAGAGAGAGAGAUGUAGGAGGUUGGUGGGCGCUGCAGUUUUCUUCAAAUUCAAAGUUUUUCACCUCCAUCUCUCUGCGCGUUCACUCACUGAGAAACACGCUGCCGAUGAAAAACAACGCGCUGCUCCACUGGUCUAACCACGGGGCGCGCUCCCACGCAGGAACAUUCCUCUUCUAUUCCUCCAGGCGCUCAUUAAGUGUUUUUUCUUUCUUUCAUUUUCUUUUUUCCCCCGCUUUCUGUUGCAACAUGAGCGCUGAAUGCAGCAGUUACUACAGCGCUGACGGGGUGUUCGUGGACUCGUUCUCCUGCCCUAAACCAGGGAAUGCUGCCGCUGCCAUCUACUGUUGUGGAUUUAACGAUAUUAAAUAUUGCUGUGAUGAUGCCAACAGUUUUUUCCCGUAUGAGUACGGGUACAUGUGGUGGCUCAGUAUCGGUGCUCUGGUCGGUCUGUCUAUAGCAGCGGUCGUCCUCCUUGCUUUCCUCAUCACUGUAUGUGUCCUCUGCUACCUCUUUAUCGUCACCAAACCCACUCGUCGUCUUGACAACGGCCUACCCCUAAGAGCACCAGGAGAUCCCAGUGAGGGGCCGAGUCAUGUGAGGGUGCCCUGCGCCGCUGCGCCACAAAGAUUCAAAAAUCCCUUCGUGAACAGGAAGGUGGAUUGUGACAAUCAGUCGCCAGACCCAGACCACCUUUUCCAGAGGUGUUUUACACCCACAGUCACUGGAGUGAAAGUGGAAAGUCCUUCAUAAAUGACUCUUUUUUAAAUAUAAGGACAGCAGCACUCUGUCAAUAAGGCAAAUCAAUGAGGAAACAGCCUUUUGGUACCAGUGGACAACUAUGAAUGAGAGGAAAGUAACUGAUACAGUGUGAGCGGUGGCUGAGAGGAGUAUAUACUGAGUAACACAACUUUAGACCAGUAUUAAGAAGCACGCGCUCAGAAGGCUGUGACGUCUCUUGCCUGUUGACAUUUUUCAUGCAUUAAAGUCGUCUUAUCCUCAUGGCCUCCUCAUGGGUGGAAAUUACUUAUCCUCCAUCUUUUUGGAAACGAAUGCAUAAAUUUGGCUUUCUGAAAGCCAAAGAUUCAUUAAGAACACAUGAAUCAUUGAGUCAUAUGCAGUUUACAGUGAGGACAUACAGUUUUAGGCACAUUUAUGUGCUGAAGAUGUUGCACUUGGGUAAGAGAAAGCCAAGCUAAUGUUUUAAGUCAGGAGGUACUCUGAUUUGAAUCUGCUACAUUUUACUCAGGGACUGAAGGAUUUGUGGGAGUGAAACGUUCCCACCUCAACACAGAACUGCACCAUCAAUUGACUUUUCAGAUCUUUAAAAUGGCUUAUGUUUACAUUCUCUGGACAAGCAACCUCAAGUAAAACCCUUUGUGAUGGCUGGAGGCGGGCUUGGAUUGUUGAGUAUCUCUUAUUCUGACACUGGAGUUUGUGGUUUAUAUUAUGUGUCCUGCUGGCAGUCCAGUGCAGGUUUCUUAUAACCACAGUCAUCAUGUUUCUCUAACAUAACCAACAAGGAUUCUGCUGAAGAGUCAAAUUCCUCUUAAUUAUCACAUCAGUUAACAUGAAGGAGCCUGAUUGUAGCGUAAUUCUCACAGAUUUUAGAGUUAAAAUCGCAUCGCUGUAUACCUGAAUCACUUUUAAAGGAUCCCAUUCUUAUUCAUUAUUAUUGUGAAGAAUGAACCAGUCAACUUAUGCUGUGCGCUGUACAGUUUCACAUAAACAAAACCUCUUUUAUUGCAUAAAAUCUGGGAGGCAGAAGAGGAUCUAACACAGGCAGUACUCUGAUUAAAAAAGCUGAACCUGAAUGCAAUAGCAAGGCGCUACAUCAGUGAAUCACAUGCAAGCACACAUUCCUGGGGGAGUACAUUUCCACUAAUAAACUGUGAUCAUUAUGGCAUAAGAUCUAUUAACUGGUGAUGGCAACAAAUGUUUAGAAUCGUAAAACUUUGUCUGAGUACUGUUAAGCGCUGCUAUCCAUCAAAAGCUUCAAAUUCAUGCAUCUGCUACUGAAAUGGCACUUUGCAGCUGUAUUUAAUGGAUGACAUUAAGCCGAAUGUUUCCCCAAUACUGGCUCAUGUGGUUCGGAAACCUAACAUAUAGGAUGAAUAGAUAGGUGUUUCUGGAAAGAAGCAUGCAUUUUAUUGUAAGAGUGUCCUCUAGUGGCCAUAGUAAUAAUGACUAAGAAGAAGGAGGUCAGGGUGGAUGGAUGGGUUGUAUUUUCAAAUUGUCCUAAGCAGUGUUGGGGUUGUUACGCAUUAACAAAAAGAGAAAAAAAAGGAAAAGAAUGUAUUACACAUUACUCGUUACUUUUCUUAAAAGUAAUGCAGUAUGUUACUCAAUUACUCGUCAGAAGAAGUAAUUAACUACACUACUUGUUAUAUUACUUUCUUGUCACAUUGUAACGUGACCUGAAACACACUGUCACAUAAUCACCAACAAUAGAACAACAUAAACCUGAGGCUACACUUUAAUAGUAUUCUGGGUUCUUGGCUAGCUUUGUGUUAACAUGCUGUCCGUGCAGAAGAGCUGAAGCUGUGUUAGCAACUGUUAUGGAUGCAGUUUGCACGUGCUACAAUGGAAGAGGUCUGCUUUAACCUAAUGCCAUUUUUUCCCUCAUACACCUUACCAAGUUUUUUUCGUGCCUAAAUCUAACCAAACCAAGGUGAAAAACAUCUGUGACCAAAGGUGCAAGUUUUUCAGGACAAAAUCAAAGCUUUCUGACCACCGUGCCAUUUAGUCAAGAACAAUUUGUUAGUCUUUUUUUUUAUAUAUACAAAGCCUUUAUUGUUAGGACAUCUCAAGCAAGAUGGUGCAGACAACAACCCCUAUACAAACACAGUCAGCUUUGAUGAGUUUCAGCUUCGCUUAUCACGUUGGCUUUCAAGCUUUUGUGUGAAGAGUCCUGAUCGGUUUUCACUGUUAUUGUAGAAGCUGCUGUUUUGUGAACUCACUAGAAGGCUAUGCUUAAUAUGUUCUGGAUAAUCAAACCUUUCAAGUGCACUUGCUUUUUGUUUUUUUGUUUUUUGUUGAUGAUCUGAAUGUUGAUGCGAAAUUAAUGCAAAAUGUCCGAUAUCUGUGCUUUGCUUGUUCAUGUUUUAAUUUGGUUACCGAGCCCGGUAACCAAAUUAAAAUUCCUGUUUCAACACUGUUCCAUUUUCUCUGUUAAAACAUGGUCUAAACGUAAAAAAGAAUUAAAGAAGCCUCCUUUAAGAAUUUUUGUGCUUUGCUGGCAUGUAAGUGUGAGCUCUGUUAUUUAACAUUAAUUUACAUUUGAUGAAAGAGGAAAACAAGAUGUUUACUCAGUUUCAUCCAUAUAUGUUUGACUAGAAUGGCUUUCAAAUACUUCACUUGAAUGUACACAUUCACACUAUUCUUCAAAGAGCAUCAGUAAAACCUGAAUGAAAGUACAUCACAUCAUAUGUCAUGCCUACGUGGUGCCUGAUCAACUGCAAUGUGAAUACGAUUUAAGUGCAGAACAUGGAAAUUAUUUAUCUUAAAAAUAACACCACUCCUUAAACUCUUAAUCUCUUUUCAUUUCUUUUGGUUGGUUUUCUUAGCACAA